Alternaria burnsii is the source of this 2172-nucleotide messenger RNA. RefSeq names its product acyl binding protein. Gene Ontology annotation, biological process: fatty acid metabolic process. The coding region runs from base 1 to 2172 and encodes 723 amino acids. The transcript has 6 exons. The record is from RefSeq and is a predicted model, not a curated record. NCBI's taxonomy places the organism in Eukaryota, Fungi, Ascomycota, Dothideomycetes, Pleosporales, Pleosporaceae. Gene Ontology annotation, molecular function: fatty-acyl-CoA binding.
AUGAAGCUCACUCUUGUUACCCUCUCCGCUGUCGUGGCGUCCACUACCACCGCAUCUCCUCUGGUCCUCGAACCCCGCCAACAAUGCAGUACAUCGUGGAGCUACCCCUACACUGGCCGUGCACCUCCUGGCAACUACAAAGCGUUCAACUUAGCUAGCUGCACCGCACAACUCAGCUUCAACAAAGACCAAUACGUCGGCGUCCAAUGGGCCUUUGAAGCCACCUACGCCGACGGCAGCCGUGCAGAACUCAAGCCCUUCCGCGAAUUCAACAGCUUCGGCGUCAGCGAUACCUUCUACCCUUACCUAGGAAACAACUUCCUCACCCGGUACCCGGGGAACUCGGCGUUCACGGCUGUGCAUGAGUUUAGUAAUGUGUGCAAGAACGGACAGGCGCCGGUCUCGUGGCGGUUCUACACAACAUCAGGGACAGCGAAUGGCUGCUACACAACGGGUCAGAUCCGUGCUGUUGGUGGGGCCUCGCGUCCGGCCAAGGUCACAGGCGUUUCUUUGCGGAGGAGCAACGAUGCUGGGGAUUUCGAGGUUACCUGGUCGCCGGUGUCCAGAGCAGCUGCGUACUCAGUGAUUGUGCAGUACCCAACCGGUACAGAUGAAGUUGGGAAUCCAUAUACGAAUGUGAGGGGUGCACGUGUGCAGGGAAGUUGGACGAGCGUCGCGACGACUACGCGCAGGCAGGAUCCGAGGCCCAAGCGCCAGGGUCGCGCGACAACGAAUGCCAUCUCCACACGGCUCCGCAUUGUCAUCGCAUCAUGCACGCCGGCUGCCCUCGAUUGCCUCGCUGUAUAUUACCUCUGCUUGUGCUUCUGCCUGGCUGAAUACUUUGUGCCUGUUGUCGAGGCACUCUCACGCGCUACCUUGAUCAAUGCGCCGCUCCCCUCUUAUGGGGGCGCGACAUCCACGCUCAUAAUGGCAGACUCGGUUGACCGAGUAUUUAGCCAUGCGCUCAACACAGUGAACAAGAUACGGACGGGGUCGCAGAAACCACCCUCUGCGACCAGGUUACGCCUGUAUGGAUUGUACAAGCAAGCCAUGGAGGGCGACGUCGACGGCAUCAUGGAGUGUCCGAGAGGGAGCGACGAGCAGUCGCAACGAGCGCGGGAGAAAUGGGACGCUUGGAAACAGCAAAACGGCCUCUCCCGCACUGAAGCAAAACGCCGCUACAUCACCACCCUCAUCGACACCAUGCACAAAUACGCCUCGCCCUCGCCCGACUCCCGCGAACUAGUUGCCGAGCUCGAGUUUGUCUGGGACCAAGUCAAGUCAAACGUACCUUCCUCAUCGUCCUCGUCGCCCCUGCGCACCGCCGACCACAUAACCCCCGGAUACACUUCACAGCACGAGCUCGGCCAAAGCGGACGGGCAGCCAUGGAUACCAGCGCCGACAUGGACCAAGACACGCCCGGCCAGAUGCGAGGCCAGGAACAGCGCGACAUACCCCUGCGCGUCAAAUCGCCCAUGUCGCAAUCCGAAGAAGAGCUCGAGGAAGAAGAAGCGGAAAUCGACCGCGGCGAAGUCUUUGUUGAUGCCCCAGACAGCCAAUACAAUCCUACAUCCUACCCGGACGAUGACCAGCCCGAACUAGAAGACGCAGGUGUCCAGACCGAUCUCCAGCAAUUGAUACGAGCGGAACCCAUACCCAUACAAACACCCACGCCCGCCCCACGAAAUAGAGGCAUGGGCGUGCUGGGGAAACCAAUACAGAUGAACAUACCGGGUCUCGGCGGAACACCAGCCGCCGGGAACGCCGUCGACGCAGCAGCAUCAAAAGAAUCUCCCAAGGAAUCCGCCGCAGACCAGAAGUGGAGAAAGCGCGUGGAGCAGUCGUUGAUGAAAAUGACGGCCGAAGUUGCAGCACUACGUGAACAGCUUGAGGCGAGGAGGUUGUUCGCUCAUUCGGCGCAUUAUCGCCUGUUCAGAGGGAUAUGGAGGUGGGUGUGGGCUUGUCUCAAGCACGUGGCUGUUGAUGUGUUUAUAUUGGGUAUUGUGCUGCUCUGGAUGCGGAGGAAGAAGGAUAGGAGGUUGGAAGGCGCGAUAAGGGUUCUGCUGGGAGAUGCGGUGGCGCAGAUGCAAAGGGGUGGGGGAGCCGUGUUUGGCAGGGUUAGGAUACCACUGCUACGAGGGGGCGGCAGGAAGCCAGUCACGGCGUCGUGA